Protobothrops mucrosquamatus (brown spotted pit viper) is the source of this 873-nucleotide messenger RNA. RefSeq names its product zinc finger protein 572-like. Lineage: Eukaryota; Metazoa; Chordata; Lepidosauria; Squamata; Viperidae. Gene Ontology annotation, biological process: regulation of transcription by RNA polymerase II; central nervous system development. Gene Ontology annotation, cellular component: nucleus. The annotation marks the transcript as partial. Gene Ontology annotation, molecular function: DNA-binding transcription factor activity, RNA polymerase II-specific; RNA polymerase II cis-regulatory region sequence-specific DNA binding. The transcript has 4 exons. The record is from RefSeq and is a predicted model, not a curated record.
CCUAGUGAUACACCAGAGGACUCAUACAGGAGAGAAACCCUUUGAAUGUCCCGAUUGUGGGAAAAGUUUUACUAAAAACUCCCAUCUCAUUAGCCACCAGAGGAUUCACACAGGAGGGAAACCCUUUAAAUGUCCUGAUUGUGGGAAUAGUUUCAGUCAGAACUCCCAUCUUGUGAGACACCAGAGAACUCACACAGGAGAAAAACCUUUUGCAUGUGCUGAUUGUGGGAAAAGUUUCACUCGGAAUUCCAGCUUGGUGAUACAUCAGAGAACUCACACAGGAGAGAAACCUUUUGAAUGUCCUGAUUGUGGGAAAUGUUUUAGUGAGAAUUUCAGCCUGGUGAAACACCAGAGGACUCACACAGGAGAGAAACCCUUUGAAUGUCCUGAUUGUAGUAAACGUUUCGGUCAGAGUUCCCAGCUCGUGAUACACCAGAGGACUCACACAGGAGAGAAACCUUUUGAAUGUCCUGAUUGUGGAAAAAAAUUCAGUAACAAUUCCAGCCUGGUGACACAUCAGAGGACUCACACAGGAGAGAGACCUUUUGAAUGUCCUGAUUGUGGAAAAAGUAGGACUCACACAGGAGAGAAACCAUUUGAAUGUUCUGAUUGUGGAAAACGUUUCAACUGUGGGAAAGAUUUCAGUACUAGGUCUAACCUUAUAAAUCAUGUGCUUAUACACACAGGGGAGAAACCAUUUAAGUGCCCCGAAUGUGGACAGUGCUUCAGGAAACCAUCCACUCUUAUCGCACACAAGAAAAUCCACAUGAGGCCCAAAAUGAUAUGGGCCUCCUUGUUAGCCUUUGAUGGCUGGGAAGGUGUGAGCAGCACCAAGAGGCUAAUACUUGUGUGGUCCCCCCCCUUUGAGGAGAG